This is a messenger RNA of Penicilliopsis zonata CBS 506.65, 1700 nucleotides long. RefSeq lists its product as hypothetical. Lineage: Eukaryota; Fungi; Ascomycota; Eurotiomycetes; Eurotiales; Aspergillaceae. Gene Ontology annotation, cellular component: membrane. The transcript has 8 exons. The record is from RefSeq and is a predicted model, not a curated record. Bases 26 to 1597 code for a protein of 523 amino acids. Gene Ontology annotation, biological process: transmembrane transport. Gene Ontology annotation, molecular function: transmembrane transporter activity.
CUUCGUACUCUUCAACUUCAGCAAAAUGGCUGUAGAAUCCGCCAGCGACGCCCAGCUCCUAGCGGCGAUGGGCUACAAGCAAGAACUCCGGCGCCAGUACUCGACCAUCCACAUCUUCGCCAUCACGUUCAGCAUCAUGGGACUGAUGCCUAGCAUUGCCUCUGCGUUAUCUUUUUCCCUUCUUGUCGGACCGGCGGGGAUGGUUUGGGGCUGGGUCUCUGCUACUUUUUUCAUUUUCCUCGUUGGAUUGUCCAUGGGCGACCUGGCUUCUGCACUCCCAACGGCUGGAGGGCUAUACUGGUGGACGCAUCAUUUCGCGGCCAAGCGGUUCAAGAACCCGCUGAGCUUUCUGGUCGGGUAUAGCAAUACGCUCGGCUUGAUUGGCGGGUUAUGCUCGCUGGACUACACCCUUUCAUUGAUGAUUCUGUCCUGUGUCUCGAUCCACAAUGACGGCGAAUGGACUGCCUCUCGCGGCGUGAUCUAUGCCGUCUUCGCCGCCAUCCUCAUUCUGCACGGCGUGGGUGCUGCGUUUCUCGGCCGGCUCAUGCCUCGCAUCCUGACUGUGUGUCUAUAUCUGAACAUCGCGCUCGUCGUGGCCACGGUGGUCGCCCUACCUGUGGGGAAGAGGGUGGUCCGCCAUGAACCGCUCAAUUCAGCUGGGUAUGUCUUUGGCCACGUGGAGAACCAGACGGGCUGGCCCGUCGGAUGGGCAUUCUUCCUGUCCUGGCUGGCUCCUAUCUGGUCGGUGGCUUCGUUCGACUCGUGCGUGCAUAUGAGCGAGGAGGCGAUGCAUGCCGCGCGUGCGGUGCCGCUGGGGAUUGUCUGGACGGCGGGCUCGGCGUGGGUGCUGGGGUUUCUCUGUGUUGCGGUGAUUGCGGCGGUCAUGGAUACCAAUGUCGACCAUACAUUGUCGAGUGUAUUCGGCCAGCCAAUGGCACAGAUAUAUUACGAUGCUCUCGGGAAACGUGGCGCCCUCGGAUUCAUGGCGGCGAUCAUCUUUGUCCAGUUCCUCAUGGGCCUCACCGUGAUGGUCGCGACAUCCCGUCAGGCAUGGGCGUUCUCCAGAGACGGCGCUCUGCCCUUCUCCAAUUUCUUCCGCCACAUCAGCACCCGCGUCAAGUACCAGCCUGUGCGGGUGGUAAUGGGGUUGGUAGUGAUGGGGCUGAUUGUCGGUCUGCUUUGUCUGAUUAACAACGCUGCGGCGAACGCCCUCUUCUCCCUUUUUGUAGCGAGCAACUAUCUGUCUUGGGGGCUUCCCAUUUUCUGCCGGCUUGUCUGGGGGCAGCAUGAGUUCCAACCUGGAGAGUUUUACACGGGGGUAUGGAGCAGGCCGAUUGCCACCGUUGCGGUGAUAUAUCUGGCCUUUGGGAUUGUCCUGUCCAUGUUUCCCACCACGGGGCCGAACCCGAGUCACCCAGCGGAAGAUAUGAACUACACGGUCGUCAUCAACGGAAUUGUCUGGGCGGGAUGUUUGAUCUAUUAUGCCCUCUUCGCCCGACGGUGGUUCACGGGGCCAAAAGUGACGGCCACGACAAGCCUAAACGCGGAGGUCAGCAAGAAUCAGACAGAGACAACUUUCGAUGGGGAGUGGGCGUGAAACAGAAUAUAGAUGGUAUUCCAUACCAUUGGCAUUAAAAUCGUGUCAGGGCCUAGUAAUGUAGAUGCAUGGGAAUACCAUUUCACGUCAACAAUAGAACUCU